AUUUCAAUUUACUAACAAUAACUCCAGGGGUCAACCCUUAGCAAAUAUGCGCGAGGUCCCCGGUUCGAUCCCGGGUUCGGGCCUAAUCUUUUUUGCUUUUUUUGGAUUUGUACUCGGGCGACCUAUCACAGAGGGCGCUAUUAUUCCAUAUAUGGUUCUCGUUUUAGAGGCAUUCCAAAGAUGUAUGAGUCAAGUCAGACUCAUCCGUUCCUUUGUAUCAAUCAUCAACAACUAAUGUACUGCUGGGCCAUGCUGCGUCCUUUCUUUCCAGCUUAUACCCCUUUCGACGUCGCCCGGGGUGUAUACCCCU
Aspergillus versicolor CBS 583.65 is the source of this 310-nucleotide messenger RNA. RefSeq lists its product as uncharacterized. The transcript has a single exon. NCBI's taxonomy places the organism in Eukaryota, Fungi, Ascomycota, Eurotiomycetes, Eurotiales, Aspergillaceae. The coding region runs from base 47 to 235 and encodes 62 amino acids. The record is from RefSeq and is a predicted model, not a curated record.